AUGGGCCCGGCUGCAGAGCAAGAUACCUACGUCCUUGACUCCAUUCCAUCGGGCGUCAUGAGCAGCCCGGAUGAUGUAGACGCCGACAUGAUCCAGGUCUACGCCGGUACCAAGUACCCCUGGGACCCUCCAGUCCACUUCUGCCUGCUCCAAGACGAGUUCGCGCCACACGACAACGCCGCAAAGCAGACUGCCUCAAACGACAUCGAGGGUCUCGUGGGGCCAUACGGACCUAUUCUAGUCAGGCUCUACUUCAAGCAUGUUCAUCCCGUCCUCCCGAUCCUCUCCAAGGGGAGGUUCCUAAGGCAGUACGCCUCCAAUAAGACGAAGCUCCCAGCGUCCCUCAGAGGGGCAGUAUACGCGCUGGCCUCCGUUUUCGAGAGGAAAGACCCAUCCCUGAAGGGACCCUUUCCUUUCCAGCAACACCAGCUUGCCGAUUACGCGACCGACUCCCUGCAGCGAGAGCUCGACUCCCCAAACCUGGCCAAAUUACAGGCUAGCUUACUCCUGCUGCACGUCAAGCCCAACCAUGUCGACAGUAUUGAGCAUCCACGGACCUGGACCUCGACCGCCGAGGCUGUGGCUAUAGCGCAAAUGAUCGGACUACACCAGGAUCCAGAGCGGUGGUCCCUCGCGCCCUGGGAAAAGAGGCUGCGCAGGAAGCUCUGGUGGGCAACAUACAUCACAGACGUAUGGUCGGCCGUAUGCCACGGAAACCCACCACACAUCUAUCCCGCAUCUUUCAAUACUUCCGUGAUCGGAAUGGAGGAUUUGAGGAGCGAUGAAGAUCUGUCCGAAGACCUCAAAGUCAUGGUCGAACCUAUCAGUGCUCGUUUCCAUGUGUCUACCGGAGCGCGCUUUCUAGAGUUGGUGAAAAUUAGUAAAACGGUGCGAGACCUGAUUGAUUAUAGUUUUCAAGUGCCGAGACUGCGGCCGCCGAGGCCCGAGGAAGCUACAGAUCACGCGCGACUGCUUGAGAUGAAAGAGGCACUCAGGGACUGGGAAGACAUGCUACCCCAUGGUCUGCUAAUGCCCGCUCCCGAAAGAACAACCGGCUCAUCCAACAAUGAGCUAGCACCCCUUCAUCUGGCCUACCAUGCCUAUCAUGCUCUUCUGUUCCGGGCGCUCAUGAGCCCGGCGACAAAUGAGGCGAAGAGCGACCCCUCUUCGAACCUUUGCCGCUGGUUUGGUAUCGCCGUGGCCGAGUUUCAAGGCUUCGCGAAGUUCAUGGAAGAGGUCACAGCCGAGGAUCUGCAGGGUUUCUGGGGGCGCCAUGCUCGAUCCCAACUCAUACUUUGCGGGAACUUCAUCAUCUUCCUAUUCCUGCAACAGCCCAAGUCUUUAGAUCUUCAGUCCGCCUGGAGUCUAGUCCAGACCCUGCGCUCAUCCUUGUACAGGCUCGAGAGCCAGGCAGAUGACGUGGCAAAGUUGCUGAUUCGGCCUGUGUUGUUGCGCAUAGAGUCACUUUUCUCCCAAGGACCGGAGCUCAUACGACAGUAUCAUUCAGCGAGAGUGGCCACAUCCUCGGCACAGGGGGACGUAGGGCCCUCGUCACAAAGCCAGUAG
Molecule: messenger RNA, 1566 nt
Organism: Colletotrichum siamense
Lineage: Eukaryota; Fungi; Ascomycota; Sordariomycetes; Glomerellales; Glomerellaceae
Product: Transcriptional activator protein DAL81
Exons: 4
Coding region: 1-1566 (521 amino acids)
Biological process (GO): DNA-templated transcription
Cellular component (GO): nucleus
Molecular function (GO): DNA binding; zinc ion binding
Source: RefSeq, a predicted model, not a curated record